AUGGCGACAACAUCCACAUCAACACCGUCAACAAAAUAUAACCUCCGCAAUCCCCUCCCCCUCUCCGCAACCCAAGAACAAGAAGUCAAGAAGAUCUUUCACAAACGGGUACGAGCGCAUUGCGCGGAGGAAAUUAAAGCAUUCGCUCAAUGCGCGGUCAAUCGCACAAUAACUGCUACAUGGGUGUGUCGGAAUCAGCGACUGACUAUGAAUUCGUGUAUGCUUGCGCAUGCGAAGCCGGAGGAGGAGGACCGGGCGAGAGAGGAGUGGUUUGCGACGCAUGAGGAACGGCGGAGGGAGAAGGAGGAGGAGCUUAAGAAGGUGGAGCAGAGGAGGGAGGAGAUUAUUCGUAUGAUGAGGGCGGAUGAGGCCAAGUCGAAGGGAAGCUGA
Aspergillus pseudotamarii is the source of this 390-nucleotide messenger RNA. RefSeq lists its product as uncharacterized. Gene Ontology annotation, cellular component: mitochondrion. Lineage: Eukaryota; Fungi; Ascomycota; Eurotiomycetes; Eurotiales; Aspergillaceae. The record is from RefSeq and is a predicted model, not a curated record. The coding region runs from base 1 to 390 and encodes 129 amino acids. The transcript is spliced from 2 exons.